Molecule: messenger RNA, 706 nt
Organism: Gaeumannomyces tritici R3-111a-1
Lineage: Eukaryota; Fungi; Ascomycota; Sordariomycetes; Magnaporthales; Magnaporthaceae
Exons: 3
Coding region: 1-549 (182 amino acids)
Source: RefSeq, a predicted model, not a curated record
AUGCCGGCGACGCACAAGAAUCCUUCGCGGGUGAGGGCAGGCCAGGAGAAGGAGGUGGCACAAAGUCAACGCCAUCGCGGUCCUCCGCGCCAAGCUUGGUAUGGUCCGCGUCGGGUGAACUUUGCAAAGAGGCUGCUGGCUGCAGCGUCGCAGCACGGGGGAAAUUUGCGUGACGACGUGACGAGAACCGUCACCGUCACAUGUUCCGCACUCGAGUCCAAGGUGCAUACCCUCCCUUCGCUGCCAUGGGCCGAUGGUUACGGGACCUGGUUCCGGCUCAAGGGCACCGAGGCACACCAACCAACCGGGAUCGAGCCCCGGAGGCAGCUUGCUGUUGGCCCAGAAGCGACCAAGCCUCCCCUGCUUCAUUUUGCUCGCUCCCCAUGCCAGAAAUUAAAGCCGGCCGGGCCUGCCGCCUUCGGGUUCGCUCCACCACUGGACAAUAUCCCCCGAUUGGCUGGUGGCGUCCGAAACAAGGAAACAUGGAACGGCGCCUCCCCCCUUCUGGUCUCGGGAGCCAGCCUGUGCUCUGGCUUCCUUUGGGGCUGAUGAUGAUAUGAUGGGUAGGUGACAGGAUCGCGUCGGCGUCAUAUUUUAGCUUGGAGAUAAAAUUUGAGACAUCACAAAUCAGGGAGAAUGAAAUCCUCCAUCACACACAACGUGUGUGUUUGUGUGUGUGUGCGUGCCGCUCGUAUCCUCCCGGCUA